AUGUUCGAAAGUUUUGAAAGUCGACAAACAACUUUACCCCCACACGCUCCACCCACCGAAAGUGCUCGAGCCGGGUUAUAUCACCCUACACUAAAUGAAAUAAAAGAAGAUUCGAUUUCUUUAAAAGCUCAACAAUAUUGGCAAAAAAAAGAUGCCAAGUGGGAUCCGGAGAUCGUUGAUCGAAUCUAUAUAAAAGAAUUAGAACAUAAUAGAUUUGAAACUAAAAAAUUGAUGUUAUUAGAAUUUAGUCAAUAUUUAGAAAAGUAUCUUUGGCCAAAUUAUGAUGACGAAAAAGCUACUUUGGAGCAUGCAUUGUCGAUAGUGUUAAUGGUCAAUGAAAAAUGUAGAGAACGUAUACCUGCUUGGGAACCAAUUAUUAAGAACGGAGUGCAUGAUGUGAGAGAUCUUCCUUAUAUUCUUAUGUUGGUGUCACUCAUGACAUGGCAUUGUUUUGGAACUUCUUCAUUAAGAGAUCAAGAAUUUGCAACAAAUAAAAAUCUUAAAAAGCAAUGGAGAGCUUUUGAAAAGAAAUAUAAAAAUGCAGCACAAAAGGAACAAUUGUUAUUUCAAAGAACUUGGAUUAGUAAUUAUAUGAAAGGAUUUGUGGAAGUAUUAUAUUCAAUACCAGAAGUUGGUGAUAUGGAUCCAGAUGCGAUUGCAUAUUGUGAACGGUUUUUAGAAUUUUUGAUAGAUUUAGAAGCUCAACUUCCCACAAGAAGAUAUUUCAAUACACUAUUAGAUGAUCACCAAAUAUUGGUGUUAUGUAAAUUGUCACCAUUAGUUAAACGUGAAAAAGGAAGUGAGCUGUUCAAGCAACUCUUGGAAAUAUUAAAGUUUUAUGCAGGAUUUGAGAUCCAUGAUCAUACUGGAUUAGCAUUAAGAGAUGAUGAGAUGACAGAAUUACAUUGUAAAAAGUUAACAGAAUUGCAGCAUAUUGCAUAUAGUCAUUUCAAAGAAUCAUUAAUAUUAUUAGCAUUAUCAAAUUUAUCUUCAAUUGAAAAACGGGAAGAUUUAUUAAUUCAUUUUGGUCCACUUGAUCAUGAAGAAAUAAUAAGAUUAUGUAAAUUCUUAAAUAUAAGAUAUCAAAAAUUGGUUGGGGAAGGUGUAUAUGAUAAAGAAUUUUUAUUAGAAGUUUUAAUUGGAAAAUUUGAAAAGAGAAUAAGUCAAAUUGAUAAAAUUAAUUCACUUCCUUUAUAUCCUGAUGAGAAUACACUUUUUGAUGAUGCAGUGGUAAAGACACAAUUUUAUUCUGGGGAUUUACCACUAGCACUUCCCAAACUUAAUUUACAAUUUCUCACAAUUCAUGAUUAUUUGUUGAGAAAUUUUAAUUUAUUUCGACUUGAAAGUACUUAUGAAAUUCGUCAAGAUAUUGAAGAUGUGGUUAAACGUUUGGCACCGAGAGUAACUUAUCCAUCAGGAAUGAAUGAAUUUACUGGUUGGGCACGUAUGGCUGUAGAAAUUGAACAAUUUAACAUUGUUGAAGUCACUAAACCUAAUCUUGGUGAAAAUAAGCCGGCGCAAGUUAAAGCGGAUGUGACAUAUAAACUUGGUCGUUAUACAGAAUCUAUUCAAAAUGAAUGGGAUUCCUUAAAGCAACAUGAUGUAUUGUUUUUAUUAUCAAUUCAAGCUCAUGACGGUACAUCCGAUAAAUAUAAAGAUGAAACACCAUUCCGAGAACAUUUUGGAUUAAAAUAUGUUAGAGGUUGUGAAGUGAGCGAUAUUAUUGGUGAUGAUGGAAAACCGAUUGAUGAAGUGGGAAAACCUCGUAUUGAAGAUCGUAGACCUAAAAUUUCCGGAAAUACAAGGACUCUUCCUGUAUUAGAAACUAUUCGCGAUUUAAUGCAGAGUGAAUUGGUAGUUCCUGAAUGGUUACAUAAUGUUUUCUUGGGUUAUGGUUUUCCUGGUAGUGCUCAUUAUAUAAUGUUACAAAAUUUGCCCAAAGAAAUUGAUUUUCGGGAUACUCUCUUGGAUUACGAUCAUUUAAAAAUAGUUUCUGAUGAAAAAGAUACUCUUUCCCCUCCUUACGUUAUUCAAUUCCCAGAAGUUAGAAAGAGAGAACUAGAAAAAUCUGAAAAUAUAGAUCCAAAUGAAUUAAAGAAAGUUGAAAAUGAAAUUGUUGUUAAGACAUAUACUAUGCCAAAUAUGGUGGAAGCUAUUAAAUCGGGAACAAAUCCUGGUUUAACUAUGGUAGUUGGUCCUCCUGGUACGGGUAAAACGGAUGUGGCGGUUCAAAUUAUUGCUAAUCUUUAUCAUAAUUUCCCUGAACAACAUACUUUAUUGGUUACUCAUAGUAAUCAAGCACUUAAUCAGAUAUUUGAAAAGAUUAUGGCACUUGAUGUGGAUGAACGACAUUUGCUUCGUUUAGGUCACGGUGAAGAAGAAUUAAAUACUGAAUUAAGUUUUAGUAAAUAUGGUCGCGAAAAACGUCUCUCUCUUCUAAAGGAAGUAGAUCGUUUAGCCAAAUCAUUAAAUGUAGGAGGGGAACAUGGAUAUACUUGUGAAACUGCUGGUUACUUUUAUUUAUAUCACGUCUUAUCAAAAUGGGAACCUUAUAUUGAUAAAUGUCGACAAGGAUUAGAAAAAAGAAAUGUUUCGGUGGAAAUAAUGCGAAAUGAAUUUAUCUUUACCAAAUAUUUUGCUGAUGCACCUCAACCUCUUUUCCCCGAAAAUGCUAGUUAUGCUGAAACUUUGGAAAUUAUUGAAGGAUGUUUUAGACAUAUUGAAAAGAUUUUUACAGAAUUAGAAGAAAUAAGAGGAUUUGAAUUAUUGAGAACAAGUUAUGAUAGAGCAAAUUAUUUAUUAACUAAAGAAGCUAAAAUAAUUGCUAUGACUUGUACUCACGCUGCACUUAAGUAUGAUAAUGUUGUAAUGGAAGAAGCAGCCCAAAUUUUAGAAGUUGAAACAUUUAUUCCAUUAUUACUUCAAGAAACUGAAGAUGGAAGAAGUAGAUUAAAGAGAGUCAUCUUAAUAGGGGAUCAUAAUCAAUUACCACCAGUUGUUAAAAAUAUGGCAUUUCAACAAUAUGGAAAUAUGGAACAAAGUUUAUUUACAAGAUUCGUUAGAUUGGGUGUACCAACUAUUGAUUUAGAUUCUCAAGGUCGUUCCAGGCCAUCAAUUGCGUCAUUAUUUAAUUGGCGAUAUAAUAAUUUAGGUGAUUUACCAGUCGUUCAUGAACAGUAUGAAUAUAAAAAAGCAAAUGCUGGAUUCACAUAUGAAUAUCAAUUAAUAAAUGUUGAUAAUUACGCGGGUAAAGGGGAAACAGAACCUGUUCCUUUCUUUUAUCAGAUAUCGAUAUUAACAACGUACAACGGUCAAAAGGCUUUAAUACGGGAUGUUUUACGACAGCGUUGUUCGUGGAAUCCUUUGUUUGGUCAACCAGCCAAAGUGACUACUGUCGAUAAAUAUCAAGGACAACAAAAUGAUUUUCGAACAAGAAACGUUGGACAUAUUAGAGACGUACGACGUUUAAUAGUUGCGAUGUCUCGUGCACGAUUAGGUCUUUACGUUUUUUGUCGCCUUGCAUUAUUUAAAAAUUGUUAUGAGUUGACAUCAACUUUUGAUAGAUUAUUGGAACGUCCGACUGAAUUAAGUUUGAGAAUUAAUGAGAUGUGGCCUUCGAAUAGAGAUUUUGAUGAUUAUAGCGAACCUUUUACUAUCGUCGAUGUAGUUCAUAUGGGAAAAUAUGUGUUCCAAAUGAUGCAAGAACAAUUAGAAUAUGCCAAAGAACAAAAUGCCGAGAUGGAGGGAUUGAUAAAAGAUGAUAGUCCAGAAGAACAAAUCAUCGUAAGAAAUGAUGAACCUGACGAGGAUAGUGAAGAAUCUGCUGCCAGUGAUGAUUCUAUAGAUUCUCAAAACAACAAGUUAUAUUGA
Messenger RNA from Diversispora eburnea, 3870 nucleotides. Lineage: Eukaryota; Fungi; Glomeromycota; Glomeromycetes; Diversisporales; Diversisporaceae. The record is from the annotation of a GenBank genome assembly.